Messenger RNA from Xenopus laevis (African clawed frog), 2653 nucleotides. RefSeq names its product coagulation factor XIII B chain-like. NCBI's taxonomy places the organism in Eukaryota, Metazoa, Chordata, Amphibia, Anura, Pipidae. The transcript has 15 exons. The record is from RefSeq and is a predicted model, not a curated record. Bases 97 to 2388 code for a protein of 763 amino acids.
GAACUGGUAACACUGUCAAUCAUUAAUAACCCUUCCAAAGGUGAUUUAAAUCUGUGGAAUAUUUCAGGACAGAAGAGGAAACAGAAGAGAGAAAACAUGAGUGUGUACACAUUCUGCAUUGUCCUGCUCUGCCCUUGGUUUUGCUUUGCACAAGAUAAAAUCUGUGACAGACCUGAUCUCCAGAAUGGAAUGUUUUACUCUGGUGAAUACUUUCCUGCACGAAAAAAUGCUGAUCUUUGGUAUAAUUGUAAUGAUAACUUUGAUCCUGUAUACAAAGAAACAUACAGGUGGUAUACUAGAGACGAGUAUGGCAAAUCUACUUGCACAGAAUAUGGAUGGAACCCAAUGCCAAAAUGUUUAGCAUUAUGUUGGCAUUCUGCUGCACGAGUCGACAAUGCAGAUAUUUAUCAUACUAAGAAUCAGUACAAGGAAGGAGACAGAGUUAGAUUCAAAUGUUAUGGAGACUUGAGAACUGAAGAUGGGAGAAAUGAUGGGGGAAUUGAGUGUCUACCCAACCACAAAUUUUCAGAAGCCAGAUGCCUUAAAUCUUGCACAAUUGAAUCUGUAAGUCAUGGAAAUUAUAUUCCAAAGAAAAGCAUAUUUGAGCAAGGAGAAUCCUUAGUCUAUGAAUGUGAUGAAGGAUACAGGAGUCCAACAAACACAAGGUUUGCUUCUGCUACGUGUCCUUGGACAUCUCCUCCCCACUGUGUCGAAACCACUUGUUACAUAACAGAAUUACGAGAGGAAUAUAAAGCUGGAGACGUGGUUGCUUUUUCCUGUUCACCUGGCUACAAAUUAAUAGGCGAAAAUGUCAGUCAGUGCUAUUACUACGGCUGGGACCCAGCACUGCCUACCUGUGUAGAUAACUAUCAUAUACAGGCCUAUCCGUAUGAACUAAUUACAAAGAAGCAAGCUGAUGUUAGUAUGUGUGCCACUGCUCCCAAACCACCAUACUCCCAGGAUUUAGAAGCAGGAAAUAUCCCCUAUAAUAAUGACAGAAUUGUUGAGAUACAGUGCAAUUCAAAUUAUCGACCCUUUGGCUCAAAAUCCAUCAAAUGCCAGAAAGGCCAAUGGCAGUCACCCCCUCAGUGUAUUGAAAAACGUUAUUGUAACCAACCACCUGGAAUAAAAAAUGGACGUAUUAUAAAGGAGAAAGAAUGGCAUUCCAGUGGUGAAACGGUGAAGUACCAGUGUGACCCAGGUUAUGAAAUAAGUGGGUCAAGCGAAAGUAUGUGUUUCAUGCAACAAUGGACAGCACCUCCAGUUUGUAAAGGUAAAUCUUGUGACAAAGCUCCAGAUGUUGACAAUGCAGUUGUUAUUGGACUCAGGACAAAACAGUACACCCAUGGGGAAAGUGCCAAAUACUCAUGUCAGGAUGGAUAUACAAUAUCUGAGGAUGGUCAAGCAAAAUGUGUGGAAGGAAACUGGAUAAAUGUACCCAAGUGUUCUUAUACGUCUUGUGAAUCAGCUCCAGAAAUAAACAAUGCUGUGAUACAGACUAAGAAAGCUAAUUAUAGCUCUGGAGAAAGAGCUGUUUAUAUGUGUAACUCAGGUUAUGUGUUUAACAAGGACCAAAAUUCAGCAAUUUGUAAGAAUUCUCAGUGGAUGGAACUGCCAGAAUGUAGAAAACAAGGAGAGAGCUGUGGAUCUCCCCCUGUGAUACAGUUUGGGGAAACACUAGAAAACAGAGAAGCUACCAAUAAACAUGGCACAGUAAUGAAUUAUAAGUGUCCAGAAUAUUACACACUUAAAGGAAGCAAAGCGGUUAUGUGUAGCCAUGGAAAAUGGGAUGAUCCACCAAUAUGUUUAGAGCCCUGUACUGCUUCAGAAAGAGAAAUAAGAGCUAAUAAUAUUCAGCUGAAAUGGAUAACUGAUAAAAAGUUUUAUAGCCGCCAUAAUGAGUGGGUUGGAUUUUCAUGUUUCGAUGGCUAUGAAAUAUCUGAUGAGAAGUUGUUAAGAAUACAGUGCAAUAGAGGCGUCCUUCCCUAUCCUAAGUGUACCAAAAAAGGCAGUUGCCAAAUAUCUCAGGAACAACUGGAUAGAAAUGGGUUGGAACUAGAUUCAAAGGAUAAAGAUUCAGUCUAUUUUGAAGAUGGUGAACGUAUACAAUUCAAAUGUAAAGCUGGCUUUACUAUCACUACUGGCACUGUGGGACUAUGUACAAAAUCACAUGUUACCUAUCCAAAAUGCACUGAUGCAGACAUGUGCCGAGUAUCUCAAGAUCAGCUUGAUGAAAAUGGGUUGGAACUAGAUUCUAAGGAUACAGUCUAUUUUAAGGAUGGUGAACUUAUCCAAUUUAAAUGUAAAACUGGUUUCACUAUCACUACUGGCACUGUGGGACUCUGUGCAAAAAGACAAAUUACCUACCCAAAAUGCGCUAAAUCAUAGGAAUGGUUGGGAUGAAGAUCUAAUUCAGUUUUCCAGGGACCCAUUUCAAACAAAGCACAUACAGACAAUGGUAACUGGAUGAUAAGGAAUGUUACAACUCAUGGCUAUAACCUUUACUGCAUCACUGCAACAUAUGGAUACAUUCUAUGUUCUCUUAUUUGCUAUUUCAUCAACUGUGUUGUUUCUUUACUUGUUGGCUUUCUAUUUACAGAGGAUGAAAUAUUUUUCUGAAUGUUUAAUGCAGGAUUAAACUCUAUCAAUGCUU